This is a messenger RNA of Notodromas monacha, 2542 nucleotides long. Lineage: Eukaryota; Metazoa; Arthropoda; Ostracoda; Podocopida; Cyprididae. The record is from the annotation of a GenBank genome assembly.
UCAAGAAACAACCCGGUGUGUAAACCAGGCCCGACUUGCUGCGCCGAGUCCGGAGAAGAAAAACUGCCGAUUUUGGCGCAACAAAUGCUGAGUGCUUUGCUAACGAAUGUCUCAAGGAGCCUGGUGGAGGACCUCAAAAUAGCCAAGGACGACAUCCAACACAUGGUGACCAACACAGUGACGACAGCAGAAAAGGGCACAGUGUCGUUGUUGCAGCAGUAUUUCCCCGACCACGGCCCAGCUUGCGAAGCCGCCACCAAGCAAUUGUUCGCGGAAGUGCUGCGAGAGUUGUCGGUGUCGUCAUCAGCGCCGCUGUCGACGGACGCCCUCUCCGCCGCCGUCGGCAACUUCUUCGACGACGUGUUCCCUAUAGUGUACUACAAGAUCGACGCGAGUCGGGAACUGAGUCCGGGCUACAGGGAAUGUUUGCGGAGAGAGCGGCGGCAAUUGGCGCCGUUUGGCGCCAUUCCGGACCUGCAGGCGAAAGUGGUGGCCGAGGCGGCGGUGGCUAUACGAGCCCUGGCGGCGGCGGUGGAUGUGUUGCUGGAGGCCGUGGUUGCCGCGUCGGCGGGCACGGGAAAAGGACGGGGUUGCGAGGUGGCGGUGGCGAGGUUGACGUCGUGUCAGGUCUGCGCGGGGUUCGAGCCCUGGUCCGGGCAGAACAAGGCCUGCGGGGACUUUUGCAUGAAUGUCUUCAGGGGCUGUUUGGCACCAUGGACAGCACUGGAGUCGUCCUGGAUCCGCGUGGCCGACGGGUUCGCGUCAUUCGCCGAGGCGGCGUCGAGUUCGGAACGCGCGUCCGCGUUUUCCACGUCCGACGCUUUGUUCGCGUCCUCGUCGUCGGCUUUGGCGGAUUCCUCGUCGUCAGCAGCGGUGUCGACAGCGUUGGCCAAGUCUCGACAGGCAGAGGAGAUGGACAAAGAAGUGCGCGCGGCGCGGAUCGACCCGCAAGCCGCCCUAAAGGACUUUGACCUCAAAGUCGCCAAAGCCUUGCACCUGGCCAUUCAACAGGGCCUAGUGCUUGGGGAACAGGUGAGUGCCAAAUGCGGGAAAGGGCAGUCGAAGAAACGCCGUCGUCGCCGAGCUGAAGUGUGGACAGCAGCGGGGGAUUCGCCAGUGUUGCCAAUUAUUCGAGAGAAGCGAUUGGCUGGCGAGAACCGGCUUGUGGACCGACUGGAAACCCUGGCGACGAUGCUGUCGAAGCGUCGAGCCUUUUUCUCGACACUGGGUGACGAAGUUUGCGACGAGCUCGCAGUGAGGAAAAGCGACGACAACUGCUGGAACGGAGUCGAAAUCGGCAGAUACACGAGUCCAGUGGUGGACAUUGGCCCGAUUGCGCAGAAGUCCAAUCCCGAAUUCGACUCAAGUUUGCCGUCUCCAGCUGAGGACGUUGUCGCAAAUUUGUCUGCCCGCAUGGACAAAGCUGCCAAUGAAAUUUCCCGGUCACGCUACUUGAAACUGAGUCUGUCUUCGUCGUCGACGUCUUUGCAAACCGCGGACGCCCGUGCUUUCCGCUCGGGCCCGUCGUCACUGCCGCUGUCGUCGUCGUUGCUGGACCAGGACGCCGUUUCACUGGCGGCGGACGCCCGAGGCGGCUCUGGCAGUGGGCGCCUGGAUGCCGCCGGCGCGGACGGCGACCCGUUCCACCAACUCGGGCCCGGGGUGGAUGACGAGGACAGGUACGCCUGGACAGACGGGGACCAGGGUUCCGGGUCCGGACAUCCGGAAGAAGGCGGCGAUCCUGCUGAGAGGAGAAGACCGCAAUGGAGACGUGCAUCUCGGAAGAAUACCCAGCAGGACGACGUGGCGAAGAAAUUGCGUUAUGAGGACCAGAUCUUGAUCCCAGAAAGCUGGGACAUUUCUAGUCUGGAAAACGACAUCAAGAAAAUGGAAAUCCAAACGGAAGAAGUUUUGAGUAGAGUGAAGGAAGAUAAGUCUACAACUUCGUUGGUGUGUGAGGACAGUGAAGAAGAAGUGGCAAUUUGGGAAAAACGCAGAGCAGAACAUUUGGCGUCUGUGAAGGAAAUGGCGUCAGUUUUCGGACUCGUUUUCUUAUUUACUUGCUUCGUGUUUGGACUUCAUUUGUGGCUCAUGCCUGGGGAUUUGCGACAAAGGUCAAUCGCGUUGAGAAAGUUGGACUCCGUGGCUGAAGCACUCGGAAGACUCAAGCAUGGGUUUCUGAGAAUGCUGUGGCUUGAGAAUUGACAUAUUUUCAAAUCAAUUGCUUCAUCUAAAAACAAAUUAACGUAUACUGUACAACGGAAGUCAAGGGACCAAAAACAUCCGUCGUGGAUAUAAUUUUCUUGUAGAGAACCCCUAAAACCCUGGAAUUGAACCCCAUGGGUCAUCCGAAAUUAAAAUCGUUGUAUUGAGAAAAUCGUUGUGUAGACAAUGUCUUUUUGCAGAGAGAGACUCCACUUGAUUACGAAAAGUAUUUCAGCAGAUUUGGUUUUACAACUCAAUUUUGACCCCGUAUUUAAAUUGCGGUUUUAAUGUUGAAAAUGAGUUCAGAUGAUUUUAAGAUUCACAAAUGCAGGCGGGA